AUGAAAAUUAUCAUUUUGACAAUUUGCUUUCUGCUCUUGUGCAUUGGGAUCAAUCCGAUUUCUUCUUUGUUUUGGAGGCGAAGACGAAGACGACGAAGAAGUCCACCUCCACCUCCACCUCCACCUCCAUGCAAUCCAGUAAACUGUCAGGUUGGGAGCUGGAGUAUUUGGAGUUCUUGCUCCCAUCGUUGUGGAACGAGUGGCACACAAACUCGCACGCGACGGAAAACUUCUUCCGAGGAAUGCGGUGGAGAGUGUCCAUAUAGUUUGAAAGUGACGCAAGCGUGUAACAGGGGUAUCUGCCAAAACGGCGGCACCCCGAAUAGUGGUGGAUGUAGUUGCCGAUUGGGAUACGGAGGAACAUGUUGCGAGAAAGGUGAGUCUACUUCCUGA
Pocillopora meandrina is the source of this 393-nucleotide messenger RNA. The record is from the annotation of a GenBank genome assembly. NCBI's taxonomy places the organism in Eukaryota, Metazoa, Cnidaria, Anthozoa, Scleractinia, Pocilloporidae.